Molecule: messenger RNA, 1281 nt
Organism: Colletotrichum karsti
Lineage: Eukaryota; Fungi; Ascomycota; Sordariomycetes; Glomerellales; Glomerellaceae
Exons: 2
Coding region: 1-1281 (426 amino acids)
Biological process (GO): transmembrane transport
Cellular component (GO): fungal-type vacuole membrane
Molecular function (GO): transmembrane transporter activity
Source: RefSeq, a predicted model, not a curated record
AUGUCUGUCGAGCUUCAACCCACGCCCAGUGCUCGCUCCACGCGCUCCGCGCCCGCAACCGACGAUGAGGAGGGUAACAACUUGAUCCAGGCCCUGCCACCAACGGACAAAGGCGCCGAUGCAUGGAAGUUUCUGAUGGCGAGUUUCCCCUUGACUUUUGGUGUCUUCCAGGAGUACUACUCGUCGCACCCGAAGUUCGAGGCCAAUCCCAAUAUCGCGGUUAUUGGUACAGUGUCAACAAGUAUUUAUUUCCUCGGCGCUCCCGUCGUGGUGCCAUUGGUAGCACGUUUCCACGCUUGGCAGAGACACAUGGUUGUCGUCGGCUGGAUCAUCUGCGUCGUCUCUCUUGUCGGCGCAUCCUUCUGCGACUCCGUUGAAGGGCUCAUCGCCACCCAGGGCGUCCUCUACGGAAUCGGGUUCUCAAUGUUGUAUUUCCCCGUUCUUCGGAUGCUCAAUGAGUGGUUCGUCGCUCGUCGCGGCUUCGCGUACGGUGUUCUCUUCGCUGGCGCCGGCUGCAGCGGUGUUGGCCUGCCGUUCCUGCUACAGCUACUCCUCUCGAAGUAUGGGUACCGCACGACGUUGAGAGCCGUCGCAGUUGCUCUGUUCGUAUUGGUUGCACCGUUCAUGCCGAUGCUCAAGGGUCGCCUCCCCCCUUCAUACCACGGCGCAUUGCGCAUGUUCGAUGCGAGUUCCUUCAAGCAGCCCCUUUUCUGGUGCUUCUCGCUUUCGAACCUGUUUCAGGGGUUCGCGUACUACAUCCCGUCGCUGUAUUUGCCGUCUUAUGCAUCGGCUCUCGGCCUCUCGGGAACGAUGGGUGCUCUGAUCCUGGCCGUCUACAACUUGGCUACGGUGUUUGGCCAGCUUGGUUUUGGAUGGCUGUCGGACCGCACGAACAACGUUCUCAUUCUUGUGUUCGUGUCGUCGUUUGUGUCUUCGGUUGCAGGAUUCACAAUCUGGGGCUUUGCUCACUCCCUGGAGACACUCUUAGUGUUCGCCCUCAUCUUCGGCAUGUUUGCAGGCGCAUUCCCCGUUUUCUGGGCCAAGUUCGGAGCCAUCCUGUCUGACGACCCAGCGCCUGUGUUCAGCAUGAUGGCCUUCGGAAAGGGAAUCGGCAAUCUUGCCACGGGUCCCAUCAGCGCCGGUCUCCUGACCAAGCCGAUCAGCUCUGGGUACGGCAUGGGACGAUACGAGUCCUUGAUUCUGUUUCUUGGAUCUUUCAUGUUCUGCUCCUCAUUGGGAAUUCUUGGAUGGCCUCUCAAGAAGGUGGCUGUUCGUAACUGA